CGGGGCCAAAGCCGGAAGUCGCGCGGUGCCAACGGAGCCCGGCCAUGGCGGGCGUGAAAGCUCUCGUGGCGCUGUCGUUCAGCGGAGCCAUCGGGCUGACGUUCCUCAUGCUGGGCUGCGCCCUGGAGUAUUACGGUGUGUACUGGCCCCUGUUUGUGUUGAUUUUUUACUUCCUCUGCCCCAUUCCCCACUUCAUUGCCAGGAGAGUGGGUGAUGACAGCGAUGCAGCCAGCAGUGCCUGCAGGGAGCUGGCCUAUUUCUUCACCACAGGAAUUGUUGUGUCUGCCUUUGGAUUUCCCAUCAUCCUGGCACGGGUGGAAGCUAUCAAAUGGGGAGCCUGUGGCCUGGUGCUGGCUGGCAAUGCAGUCAUUUUCCUUACAAUUUUAGGCUUUUUCCUUGUGUUUGGCAGAGGAGAUGAUUUUAGCUGGGAGCAGUGGUAGGAGCUCCUGUGGUGCUGGUAAUUCUGAAUAUUUUACAGCUUUUUAUUCCUCCUGUGUGUAUGUAUAAAUAUUAUAAUGUGUGUGGUCUGUUAUCCACCUGGCUUUACAUUAUCCCUUCAUAAUUUGCUUUUUGAAAUGCACUUCAGCCAAAGGGACAGUGCUGACAGUCACUAAAAUCUGGAAUUAUUGGGAAUUUCUCCUUGGAGAAGUUUACAAAACUUACAAGCAGUUUUAUCCAUUUCUCACUCUCUUUGCAUUAAUUUUUGGUUUAAUUGCAUUGAGCCAUUGGUCACUAUUCCUGUUGGGUUUUUAACCAUAAAAUCAAAGAAUGAUAAAAAGAUUAUCCUGAUGGGGAUUGUUCAGCUUGAUCAAUCUUUCUGCUUUAAUUAGGAUUUUAAUUAAUGUAUUUCAUUUACAUCUCAUUAAUUGUAAUUUGAGAAAAAUUGUGAUUUUUCUUAAUGAUACAAAACCAAAUGUAAUUAAUGUCAACUCUUACUGCCUAAUGAAAGGUUUAAAAACCCUUCCACUUAAUGUUUAAGAUAAUUUUGUCCUCACAAAGAUAUUUCCUGUCCCUAUUAAAUUUAAAAAUUGUGGCUGUAUUUGGUUAAUAAUAUAUUUUAAUGCAUCUUAAAGCUGCCAUGACUUCUGUGAAGGUUCACAAAAGGAGAAACUCCCCCCAGGACAGUUAAAAUCACAAUUUAAUGUUCAACUCUGUAUUUUUCUGGGUAGGAUUUCUUAUUUUCUCCUUGCUUUUAAAACAAACUUCAGCUCCUUUUUUUUUUUUGUCUGGAAGAAGGUUGUUCUCACAUUAAAACACUAUAUUUUUAAACAGCAUUAUUCUAGUAAACAUUCUCAUCAUCACACUUAAGAAAAUAGGAUUUUAUUGCUUUAAAUGAUGGGAAUGGUCGGGAAUUAAUUAACUAAACACUCUGAAAUGGGGACAGAAAUAAUUUUGUGGUUCCCAGUCAUAGGAUAUGGAAUGGAAAUGGAGUUUCAGGAAGGUUAAUUCCAUGUUUAUCAUGGAAAUUUCAGCUGUAUUUUAUAUUUGAGGGGUUCCAGGCUGUCCCCUGCUAAAAAAAAAAAA
Catharus ustulatus (Swainson's thrush) is the source of this 1524-nucleotide messenger RNA. It is a transcript of the gene LEPROT, whose product is annotated as leptin receptor overlapping transcript. Gene Ontology annotation, cellular component: endosome. Gene Ontology annotation, biological process: negative regulation of growth hormone receptor signaling pathway; late endosome to vacuole transport via multivesicular body sorting pathway. The transcript is spliced from 4 exons. Lineage: Eukaryota; Metazoa; Chordata; Aves; Passeriformes; Turdidae. The record is from RefSeq and is a predicted model, not a curated record. The coding region runs from base 45 to 440 and encodes 131 amino acids.